AUGCGAAUGCUUGGAGUGCGAAAAGCGGGAAACUACAUUUCCCAACAGGCGUUUCGAGCACGGAGAUCCCCAGUGUCCUUUGAGGAGGUAGCCGUGUCCUUCACGGAGGAGGAAUGGGCUCUGCUGGAUGGAAGACAAAGAAAAGUCUUCUGGGAAGUGACAGAGGAAAAUUAUGAGACCGUGGCCUCUCUAUGGGACUACAUUUCACAGAAGGACUUGCAAGCACCAGAGACUUCAGUCCUGUGCUUUCUAGGUGUUGAGGGGGUGUUUUUACCUCGAGAAGGAGAAGGAACUGUAUGGGAUAUGAAGUUCUACCGGGCGCCUCUUUUUUCUUGUUUCCCUCCACUGGAGGGAGAAUUUGGCUUGUGCACGUCUUCAGGAAAGAGAUCACCCAUGUCUUUUGACGAGGUAGCCAUUUCCUUCACGGCAGAGGAAUGGGCUCUUCUGGAUGCAGGCCAGAGAAAACUCUACUGGGAUGUUACGGAGGAAAAUUACGAGACUGUGGCCUCUCUGGGAAACUACAUUUCCCAACAGGCGUUUCGACCACGGAGAUCCCCAGUGUCCUUUGAGGAGGUAGCCGUGUCCUUCACGGAGGAGGAAUGGGCUCUGCUGGAUGGAAGACAAAGAAAAGUCUUCUGGGAAGUGACAGAGGAAAAUUAUGAGACCGUGGCCUCUCUAUGGGACUACAUUUCGCAGAAGGACUUGCGAGCACCAGAGAGUUCAGUCCUGUGCUUUCUAGGUGUUGAGGGGGUGUUUUUACCUCGAGAAGGAGAAGGAACUGUAUGGGAUAUGAAGUUCCACCGGGCGCCUCUUUUUUCUUGUUUCCCUCCACUGGAGGGAGAAUUUGGCUUGUGCACGUCUUCAGGAAAGAGAUCACCCAUGUCUUUUGACGAGGUAGCCAUUUCCUUCACGGCAGUGGAAUGGGCUCUUCUGGAUGCAGGCCAGAGAAAACUCUACUGGGACGUUACAGAGGAAAAUUACGAGACUGUGGCCUCUCUGGUGGGAGAAAUGAGGGGAAUGGUGAGGGAGAAGGACUCAGGAAGGAGGCUUGUGGAAAAAGAUUACAGUCUGCAGGCAGAAGUUGGACAACUCAGAAGGAAAAGCGAAACAAGAGAGAAAAAAAGGAAGGAAUUGGUUGCUUUUCAGGGCAGAGAUAAACCUGAGGUCUCAGCCCAAGAUGAACCAGGAAGGAGGAGGAGAAGGCCUAAUAGUGCCGUAAUUCUGGAAGGGUUCAGAAGCAGAUUUGGUGUUAAAGCAUAUGAGAAUGUUACAGAAUGCUGGAAAGGGUAUAAAUGCUUGGAAUGUGGGAGGAGUUUCCAGUGGAGAUCUGCAUUAACUCACCAUCAAAAGAUUCACACAGGGGAGAAGCCGUAUAAAUGCCUGGAGUGUGGAAAGUUCUUCUCUCAGAAUGGCAACCUAACUAGCCAUCAAAAGGUUCACACAGGGGAGAAGCCAUAUAAAUGUUUGGAGUGUGGAAAGUGCUUCUCUCGGAAUUGGAGCCUAACUGUGCACCAAAGGAAUCAUUCAGGGGAGAAGCCAUAUAAAUGCUUGGAGUGUGGAAAGUGCUUCUCUAUAAAUGGCAGCCUAAAUAAACAUCAAAAGAGUCACACAGGGGAGAAGCCAUAUAAAUGCUUAGAGUGUGGAAAAUGCUUUUAUCAGAAUGGACACCUAAAUGCACAUCGAAAGAUUCAUACAGGGGAAAAGCCAUAUAAAUGCUUGGAGUGUGGAAAAUGCUUUGUCCGUUAUGGUGACCUAACUAAACAUCAAAAGGUUCACACAGGGGAGAAGCCACAUAAAUGCUUUGAGUGCGGAAAGUGCUUCUCUUGCAAAGACAGCCUAAGGCAACAUCAAAAGAGACAUACGGGACAGAAGCCAUAUAAAUGCUUGGAGUGUGGAAAGUGUUUCUCUGCAAGUAACCACCUGAAUAGACAUCAAAAGGUUCAUACAGGAGAGAAGCCCUAUAAAUGCUUGGAGUGUGGAAAGUGCUUUUCUGGUAGAGAUACCCUAAGUGCACAUCAAAAGAUUCACAGAGGAGAGAAGCCAUUUAAAUGCAUGGAGUGUGGAAAGCGCUUCUCCCAAAGUGGAAACCUAAGUGCACAUCAAAAGAGGCAUACAGGAGAGAAGCCAUACAAAUGUUUGGAGUGUGGAAAGUGCUUUUCUCAGAAUGGUAGCCUAACUGAACAUCAAAAGAUCCACACAGGAGAGAAGCCAUAUAAAUGCUUGGAGUGUGAAAAGUGCUUUUUUCAGAAGCACCGCCUAACUGAACACCAACAGGUUCACACAGGGAAGAAGCCAUAUAAAUGCUUAGAGUGUGGAAAGUGCUUCUAUCGCAACAGCAGCCUAACUGCACAUCGGAAGAUUCACACAAGGGAUAAGCUGUAUAAAUGCUUGGAGUGUGGCAAGUGCUUCUCUCUAAAGUGCAGUCUAAAGUCACAUCAAAAGAUUCACACAGGGGAGAAGCCAUACAAAUGCUUGGUGUGUGGAAAGUGCUUCUCUUGGAGUAAUGUUCUAACUAGACAUCAAAAAGUUCACACAAGUUUGAUUGCUGCGCAAUGCGCUGAGCCUGCUUCGAGAUCCCCUGUGUCCUUUGAGGAGGUAGCCGUGUCCUUCACGGAGGAGGAAUGGACUCUGCUGGAUGGACGCCAAAGAAAAGUCUUCUGGGAAGUGAUGGAGGAAAAUUAUGAAACCGUGGCCUCUCUGUUCGGAGCUGUGAGGGAAAUGGUGUGUGAGAAGGACUUAGCAAGGAGCCUUGUGGAAAAAGAAAACAACCUGCAAGUGGAAGCAAAGUUUGGGGAUCGAGUGGUAUCAGCCGGGCAGUUCAGAAGGAAAAGGGAAGCAAAAGAGAAGCAAAGGAAGAAAUUGGUUGCUUGUCAGGGCAGAGAUAAACCUGAGGUCUCAGCCCAAGAUGAACCAGGGAGGAGAAGGAGAAGGCCUAAUGGUGCCCUAAAUCCGGAAGGAUUCAGAAGCAGAUUUGGUGUUAAAGGAAAUAAGAAUGUUACAGAAUGCUGGAAAGGGUAUAAAUGCUUGGAAUGUGGGAGGAGUUUCCAGUGGAGAUCUGCAUUAACUCACCAUCAAAAGAUUCACACAAGGGAGAAGCCGUAUAAAUGCCUAGAGUGUGGAAAGUGCUUCUCUCAGAAUGCCCACCUAACUAGACAUCAAAAGGUUCACACAGGGGAGAAACCAUAUAAAUGCAUGGAGUGUGGAAUGUGCUUCUCUCGAAAUUGGAGCCUAACUGUGCACCAAAGGAAUCAUUCAGGGGAGAAGCCAGAUAAAUGUUUGGUGUGUGGAAAGUGCUUCCCUACAAAUAGCAGCCUAAAUCGGCAUCAAAACAUUCACACAGGAGAGAAGCCAUAUAAAUGCUUAGAGUGUGAAAAAUGCUUUUCUCAGAAUGGAUACUUAACUGCACAUCAAAAGAUUCAUACAGGGGAAAAUCCAUAUAAAUGCUUGGAGUGUGGAAAAUGUUUUGUCCGGUACGAUAAACUAACUGUACAUCAAAUGGUUCACACAGGGGAGAAGCCACAUAAAUGCUUGGAGUGUGGAAAGUGCUUCUCUUGCAAAAGCAGCCUAAACAGACAUCAAAAAGUUCAUACAGGAGAGAAGCCAUACAAAUGCUUGGAGUGUGGAAAGUGUUUCUUUACAAGCAACCGCCUAAAUAAACAUCAAAAAGUUCAUACAGGAGAGAAGCCAUACAAAUGCUUGGAGUGUGGAAAGUGCUUUUCUAGUAAAGAUACCCUAACGGUACAUCAAAAGAUUCACAGAGGAGAGAAGCCAUUUAAAUGCAUGGAGUGUGGAAAGUGCUUCUCUUGGAGUGGCCACCUAAGUGCACAUCGAAAGAGGCAUACAGGAGAGAAGCCAUACAAAUGUUUGGAGUGUGGAAAGUGCUUCUUUGAAAGUGGAAAGCUAAAUGCACAUCACAAGAUUCACACAGGGGAGAAGCCAUAUAAAUGCUUGGAGUGUGGAAAGUGCUUUUUUCAGAAUCGCCGCCUAACUGAACAUCAAAAGGUUCACACAGGGAAGAAGCCAUAUAAAUGCUUGGAGUGUGGAAAGUGCUUCUACUGCAACAGCAGCCUAACUGCACAUCGGAAGAUUCAUACAAGAGAUAAGCUGUAUAAAUGCUUGGAGUGUGGCAAGUGCUUCUCCCUGAAGUGCAGACUAAAGUCACAUCAAAAGAUUCACACAGAGGAGAAGCCAUACAAGUGCUUGGUGUGUGGAAAGUGUUUCUCUUGGAGUAGUGUUCUAACUAGACAUCAAAAAGUUCACACAGGGUAG
Molecule: messenger RNA, 4269 nt
Organism: Heteronotia binoei (common prickly gecko)
Lineage: Eukaryota; Metazoa; Chordata; Lepidosauria; Squamata; Gekkonidae
Product: zinc finger protein 91-like
Exons: 14
Coding region: 1-4269 (1422 amino acids)
Biological process (GO): regulation of transcription by RNA polymerase II
Cellular component (GO): nucleus
Molecular function (GO): DNA-binding transcription activator activity, RNA polymerase II-specific; RNA polymerase II cis-regulatory region sequence-specific DNA binding
Source: RefSeq, a predicted model, not a curated record